CUUUCCUUGCCGCGCUACCGGGCCUAUUUGACGCCCGCGCACCUGCUUCAGCAAUUGAUUGUUAUGCUUCGUACGUAUGAUACGUACCGCUAUUUUCCUUUCCUGCAGUGUUUAUUUUUUAGCGCUGCACCAUCAAGGCAUGAUGCAGCUGCAACCCACCCUUCAUUUUUUCUUCAACAAUGUUGCAUUUUAUCCUGUAUUUCAUGGUGACGCAAGAGUGGUUGCAUAAGAGAAGUGGCAAGAAUCGCAAGUUUUACUGAGCACCAUCGAUAAGAGCAAAAGGAUAUCCCCUCGACCAAGGACACGCAACACGAGCCUGGAAAUCCCGAUUCAGCGCUGUACCAGUGACUGACCCUUCAACGUAUAUAAUUCUUGCGUGACCAUUUGUGUUGCGUUGCUUCAAAAAGCGCAACUGUCAAUUAGCUAUGCGUCAGCGGCGUUUUGCAUUGUUUGUGUGCAUGAAGCUAAGUUGGACUUUCCGAAGACAAUAAAGCUAUGUGGCUGUUUUCAAUGCACGAGGUGUGCCUCGCCCGUUUCUCAAGGUGCUGAGCGCUGAUGAGGCCCGUUUGAGUCACGAAGUCGUCGGUGCCUGGGCGUGUACCUAAUCGGGUGUCCAAAGGGUUUGAAGUAGGGAUGGGCGGAUCGAUACCAAACUAUCGACAUAUCGAUACAGGCUGCUCAUUUUUGAGUAUCGAUCUUCCUAGCUAAAAUAUCGAUACUUACAAUUAUUUAAUAAUAUUUUUCCUCAUUUUUUUUCUGCUCCAAUUUGACGACUUGCACUCAUGCUAGCACUACUUUUCCUUCCGCCUGCUGCACCGGCGUGUCCUGCUCUGCUCUGCUCCCGCCCCCUUUUCUCACAAGCCAAGCCCUCCUCCUCCGCCCCCCGUUCCAAUCCAAACAAACACAAACAAGCAUGGCCACGGUGGCGGCCCAGUCCGAACGCAAGAGAAGUCUGGUUGGGGAUAUUAUAUUUUACUUAAUAACAACGAGGCAAAAUGUGAAAUAUGUCAAAUAUAUAAAGUUUUCCCCUUUUCAAUUUGUGGUCAAACGCCAUAUGUUUUAUUUGUAACUCCACUUCCUAUAAACAACACUAAAGUAUUACAAUAUUAAAUGUAAGUAUCCAGUGGCUUUACAAAUUGAUAGUUUUGCUGCUCAUGACGAUUAAGCCCUGCAUCUCUGUUGGUACCAUGUCUCUUUUUAGAUUAUACUAAAAGACAAAACUUUUUCCCAACAACAGAGAGAGAGAGAGAAAAAAGUAAAGAAUAGCUCCUUUUUAUUAAAGUUAUGUGGUGUGCAAGGACUGGAGUCGGAGGCGGAGUGGUAAAUGACGGUGCCAACGGCAGUUGUUUUAAUGACAUUUAUAAUUAUCUUCUCGCAACCAUGGGCCGACUCUUUUUCCCUCGAGAUCCUAACCCACACUCCUCAAACAGGAAACUCCCACACGUGUAAAACAUCCCACCGGAACUCGGCAACGUGAACUUAGGUUCCGGGUGAAUUAUGUCAACCCACUACAGUUAUACUAUUAAUAUGCAUCUUCCACUAAUGCACUAAUGUCUAAAAAGGUUAAUAAUUCAUGUACAUGACGUAAUACUUUUUUCUACAAAAUUCAAUAGAUGACUCUCCAAGAGCAAGAAUGCCACUGCAUUUAAAUUGUUUUUUUGGCGGGAAAUUACACUUCCGGUAUCGAUAUCGGAUCGAAUAUCGGGUAUUUUGGGUAGGAAAUACUUGGUAUCGGAUCGAUUCCAAAAUCAUUGGUAUCGCCCAUCCCUAGUUUGAAGUCCCUCCACACCGUGCGAUGCCGCUAGGUUACUGUGGUAACGCUCCUGUGGACCGCCACCUCCUCAGCAGCCGCCGCUGCCUGAUUGGCUGUUUCCGCCAAACCCUUCCGCUGGAGCUCGGGCGGCCGAGAGAAAGCACUUUCGGCGCACUGGUGUUUGUUCUGCACUCGCUUCCUCAUUUCAAGUCAUUCUUGGCUCCUGUUUGCUCACAAAGCUUCAGGUUGUGCGUGCGCGCGCGUCUGUGUACGUACGCACGCCAACUGACGUACGUGGGCGCGCCUGCCGGCCACACCUUCCUCCUUGGUCCCACGGGAAGCACACGCAUCAAGCAGACGUCAGAAUAGCAGCUGGAGAUCACUGACAAAGUGGAGAAAGACGUGAGACAGAAGAAAGGACUUGACAGAGAAGAGGGCAAGACGUUCGUGAAGAAGAGUCAGAAAAGGUGCGAGCAGAAUAUAGAGGAGAGCCCAUUUCGGAGGAAUUGUAGAAGUGAGUAGAACAAAGUUGUGAAGGAGAAAAAAAAGUUGUUGAAGAUAGCAGUCAAAAUUGGUGUGAAAAAGAAGGAGAGGUCAUUGUGGAGGAGGAGGAGAGGACGACAUGAGAGGGGCGCCCAACUUGACUGCGGCGCUGUCUUCAGAUUUUGAAAUCACGGCGGAGGCGGUGGGCUUCCUGUCGGUGGUGGGCGUGUUCAUCGCCGCCCUGGCACUUGUCUUCCUCUUCAUCAAUAAGAUGCUCUGCUUCUCCAAAGUGGGCAAAACUCCGUGCAUAGAGCAGCAGCAGCCCCAGCCCUCAGGGAGCCACCGGCCGCCGGGGGUCCGGCACGGUCUUGUCAAGAGCUGGAGUGUGGAUGGCAGCCAAUCAUCCUCAGACAGCAACAACCAAGUGAUGAAGCAGUUUGAGAUCUCGGUGUCGCGAGCGCACAGUUUGCGUUCGGAGCGACUGUCUCCGAGAGCGGCCAGAUGCCGCGACAACUUGGCCGGCUCGUUGGAGCGACGGAAUGCCAACUCUUGCCCGUCCGAUUGUGAAGACGAUUUCCCACCGGCCGUCACGGAGGCGACCGCUCAACGCAGCCUUCAGGAGGUGGCGCCAGCUGGAACUCAGUCACCACCGCAGCACUCAGAGAGCCCAACUGCCGGUGAACCGUUCAUGUCGGAGGACGUGGGGCACCGGGACACGGCCAACGGCUCUGCCCCGUGGACGCCUCAGGUCCUGUUGCGGUCAACCAGAAAAGAAGAGCCAGGGGCCGGUCCAAGUGUCAGCUGCGCUCCCUUUGUGUUGCCUGCCCAGGACAAAGACACCGCCCCGCCCACCUGGCCAUCCCCUUCCCGAUGCGUCUCCAAGUGCUGCGACCUGCUGGUCUCCCUGGAGUACCGAGCAGCCGGCGAGAAGCUGCUGGUCACAGUGGUGUCGGCGCGAGACCUUCCCGACCGACGGCGGAGCGGGGCGGACAACUGGCAGGUGCACGUCGUCCUCAUGCCGGCCAAGAAGCAGAGACACAAGACCUUGCUCAGUCGGGUGGGCUCCGACUUCGGUCUGGACUUUGGCCAGACCUUCGCCCUGACGCAGGUUGAGACCUCCCGGUUGGCAGCGUCGGCGCUCCGCUUCCGCAUGUACGCCCUGGAAGGCAGGAUACUCCGACGGCGGAUGAUGGGCGAGAAGCUUCUGCCCCUGGCCGGCCUGGACCAUACGGCGGGAUCUGUCGACGUGCAACUGGUGCUGGUGCCUCGUGGCAACAUGGAGAGCGUGGACUCAGAGCUGAGCCUGGCCGGUGAUGGCGCCUCGUCCUCGCACGAAUGCGCCGAGCUCCUGAUGGGCUUGUCCUACAGCGCUGCCACUGGGAGGAUGUCGGUGGAGAUCAUCAAGGGCAGCCGCUUGGGGAGCAUGGCUGCCGGCAGACCUCCGGACACGUUUGCCCGGUUGACGCUGCUCAACUCAGUGGGACGGGAGAUCUCCCGCUGCAAGACGUCGGUGCGGCGCGCCCAGCCCAACCCGGUGUUCAAGGAAACCUUCGUCUUCCAGGUAGCGCUCUUCCAGCUGUCGGACGUCACGCUCAUGACAUCUGUCUACGGACGGCGCAGCCUCAAGCGCAAGGAGAUGAUCGGCUGGGCCGCCCUGGGCCAGAACAGCAGUGGCGAGGAGGAGCGCCUUCACUGGAGGGACAUGAAGGAGGCACACGGGACACAGGUGUGCAGGUGGCACGUCCUUCUGGAUGCCUGACCGACGCAAGCUCCUUGCCCUUUGUGUGCUGAAUGUGCUCGGCUGGCUUUGGGCCAAGAGUAAAGUAGCUUUUGCCCAAGAAUCCUCUUGGAUAUUUCCAAAAAAAAGCCAAGCCUUUCCACAUUCGCCAUGGAGUGUAUUCCGAUUAGAAUGUUUCAGAAAGCCCAAACGGAGCCAAAAUGCUGCAAAUAUCCUCAUUUCCAAGCAAACAAUGGCAAGAGGACGCUAACUUGUCUUGCAUGUGUUAUGAGCAACACUUUUUGACAUCAACUGGCAGGAAGCUUUAUACGUAUUCGAACAAGUGUUGCUGGGAAUGAGCGCUUGUGCAAUCGUUGUACAUAUGAACCACUUGACUGGGGCCUAAUUCAGCAUUUCUUGUUUUCUGUUCAACUGCCCCAGAGGGAAAUAUUUCGACUGUAAAUAGUAUCAUUUAUCUAUAAAAUUGUAAAUACUAGGGGUGUAACGAUACAUCGAUACACAUCGAUUAAUCGAUAUAAUGCUCUACGAUUUAUUGGCAUCGAUGCUAAAGGUAAACGUCGAUUUAUAUCGCCGUGUUUGACCUCGGACAUUAGACGCAACUUUAUUUUGAAAUCCAGUUCCUUGUUGCUUGCUUCCUCUUUCCGGGAGCAGUGCGCCCGGCGUUGUUGUGUUGUGAGCAGAGCACGCACGUGAAAGGGGAGGCGACAACUAGUACGCGGCUCCUGGGCUGGUGCUAUGGCUAGUGUCCAAAACGACGAGGAAAUUUGCUCCCCUUUAGGCUUCAAGUCAUUCGUUUGGAAGCACUUUAGAUUCCAAAAAAAAGAUGGCUCAACGGACAAGACACGUGCAGUUUGUAAAUCCUGCCAUGCGGUGAUCAAAUAUUCAGGGAGCACAAAUCUCGCCGCACAUUUAAAGACAAAACACGACAUCAAAGUUCAGUGUUAAAGUAAGCAAUUUGUAUACAACAAUACUCUUGUAAUUUCCUAAAUAAAGAGUUUGCAGUACCUUGUUGAUUUUGCGUAUGAAUUGUUAUAAAUCAGGAUAGAUCGAUCGUAGAGCACUAUAUCGCGAUAUAUCGUGAAUGAAUCGCAGCAGGCUUUAAGAUAUCGGCAAAUAUCGUAUCGUAGUUCUUUAUAUCGAUAUUAUAUCGUAUCGUGACAAAACCCGCAAUUUACACCCCUAGUAAAUACGUAUACCUCUGCAUGACAUUGUAUCCCUCAUUGACAUUAAAUGAAUAAAAUGAAAUAGAGCUAUA
Syngnathus typhle (broad-nosed pipefish) is the source of this 5229-nucleotide messenger RNA. RefSeq names its product synaptotagmin XVI (gene syt16). Bases 2376 to 3995 code for a protein of 539 amino acids. The transcript is spliced from 7 exons. The record is from RefSeq and is a predicted model, not a curated record. Lineage: Eukaryota; Metazoa; Chordata; Actinopteri; Syngnathiformes; Syngnathidae.